CACGUCCGAGUUUUCAGCUGCCCAGCCUCCGCCGUCUUCGCUUCGUGAUUGUUGGAUUUCAGUGUUCACGAGACUCUGUGAUUUUGAGAGUAUAGUGCAGAGUUGUGAACUUUGGCGUAGUGCGACUGUUGACUCCUGCGCCCCUCAUCUUGACAUCUUGAGCUCGACUGCGCAUACGCAACUCGGACAAAGAGGCUCAUCCGCACUCGGGCACUAUCGCAGAUACGCCCGCUAUAAACCUCAAUCGCAACCCCUCAGCACUGCCGGAUCACCACCCAACCUUACAUACAGCACACAAUGGUUUCUUUCAAGAGCCCCUUUGCGCGGAAGGCAGACGAUCAAGACUACGUCGCUGACGACGCAAGCCAGUACAGCACCUCCAAAGACCAGUCCUACGAGCUCUCCCAGAUGCAGUCCGAGAGCAGCUACACCGGCGCCCAUUCAAGCGUAUACCGCGACCCCUACGGCGACAACGUUCCCCUGACAGAAGUCACCCCACAGCCGACGGGAAGCUAUAAUCCAUGGGUUCCGGGCGCGCAGCAGCUGGAUCCCAACUCUGCCGCCGCGGCCGGAAUCACGAUUUCUCCCGAGCUUCCGCCGCCGAGAAUGGCGUUGGUGAAGAAGUCAAAGGCGUGGCCAUGGUUUUUGAUUUUCAUCUCGUUCAUCCAGAUCGUGGUCUUCAUUGCCGAGCUUAUUGUCAUGGGAAAAUAUACUGGCAAACCUAUCGAGACUAAGCCGGAGUUCAAUCCCAUGAUUGGACCGUCGCCAUAUGUGCAAAUCCAUAUGGGUUCUCGGUUUGCUCCGUGUAUGCACUCAAUCUCAGGAAUCACCGACGACACCUCGAUCAAGUGGCCCUGCCCUAAUGCCACCACGUCUGCCGAUAAGUGCAGCUUAUCUGAGCUUUGCGGAAUGGGCGGUAUCGACACGGAUCAUCCUAAUCAGUGGUGGCGAUUUAUUACUCCUAUUUUCAUUCAUGCUGGAUUUCUUCACAUUAUCAUGAACAUGGUUUUACAGGUUAUGCUUGGUUUCCGGACCGAGAGAGAGCUCGGUCACCUGAAGACCGCCAUCAUUUACCUCGCUGCGGGAAUAAAUGGAUUUGUAUUGGGCGGAAACUUCACCCCAAACGGAAUUUCUAGCUGCGGUGCAUCCGGUGCUCUAUUUGGCUUCCUUGCGGUUCAGCUGGUUGAUCUGGUAUUAAACUGGAGAGCAUUUGAGCAUCCCAAAUCAUACCUAUUCAGACUCCUCAUUGAUAUCGUCAUCUCAUUUGUCAUGGGUCUGUUGCCUGGUAUCGACAAUUUCGCACAUAUCGGUGGUUUCAUGGUCGGCAUCACUCUCGGAAUCGCCCUUCUUAGGAGCCCGCUCAAGAUUCGCGAGAUGUCAGGCGAAGACGACGGGUAUUACUAUGCUCCCACAGCCGGCAGGUGGUACGUUCGAAAAUACGACAGCAUACGGAUCGUGUUCAAAAACAAGCCUGCAGUCUGGUAUCUGUGGGUCUUUAUACGACUGUUUAUGAUUGUCUUGACGGCCAUUUACAUGAUUGUCCUUAUUCGAAAUUUCAAGGAAGGAGGCGGACACUGCAGCUGGUGUAAAUAUCUGAGUUGCGUGCCUAUUUCAAACUGGUGCGAGAGUGGAUACAUCUCUGCCGCUUCUUCCUCAUCGAGCUCCAAAUUGAUGCAGUAUCGCUUGUUCGAGUAAGUUAUGCUGAGCUUGUAUUGUCAGUUCUACUUUAGAAUAUAUAUUUGGGUUCAUUUUUUGUGUAUGUCUUGCGGCUUUGUUCAAUGAGAAAUGUUCAUUUUACUACACGCGAUUGUAUGAGAAACAUGUCUGCACUUGCUACAGGCAAGAUUUAUAAAGACAGACAUUACUUGCCAGGAAUCUCGUUCAUAUAGAAAUUCCCUCUACUUGAGCGCCAUGAACAGACGUAUGUCGUAUGUAUAUCGACCACGCAACCUCCUCGUCCACUACCCAAGUAGAAAAACGCCCUCAUUUGCUCUAAUCUGCGUCAGAUGACAAUACUCCCAACCUAAGCAAAAAAAAAUGACAUUAUUUGUAAAAAGACAAUGCAAAAAAAAUUACUAGCGAUGCCUGGUUUCGAUCCAGGGACAUCAGGGUUAUGAGCCCUGCGCGCUUCCACUGCGCCACAUCGCUUUUUUAAAAAAAGAAUGUGCUGGUUCUUUAUAAA
This is a messenger RNA of Myxozyma melibiosi, 2182 nucleotides long. RefSeq names its product rhomboid family membrane protein. Gene Ontology annotation, molecular function: serine-type endopeptidase activity. The record is from RefSeq and is a predicted model, not a curated record. The coding region runs from base 298 to 1695 and encodes 465 amino acids. NCBI's taxonomy places the organism in Eukaryota, Fungi, Ascomycota, Lipomycetes, Lipomycetales, Lipomycetaceae. Gene Ontology annotation, cellular component: membrane. The transcript has 6 exons. Gene Ontology annotation, biological process: proteolysis.